AUGCGCUCAUCGGUGAGCUAUAUAUUAUCUCACGCACCCGGGGAGUCGGUGAUGUCGCAUCCUGACUAUACACAGGAAAUACAGCACCAUGCCUGCCUCUUGGUGCUUGUUAAGGGUAUUGGGGGCGUACUCAAAAACUUCAAUAAACUAUGGGAAAGAAUUCAAAAAGUCAACAAUAUUAAAGUUACAGACUCUAGUGGCCAAGUACGGGAUAUUUGGGUGAGAUAUGUUCGUGACUAUCCUGUUGAGAAUAAUGAUUGGGGAGACUUUCAAACUCACAGACGUCUCCUCGGACUGAUAACAUUGAGCAAGUUUACUAACCAAAUAGAACUAAAUGAGGUGUGCCGUGUGCAUGAAUCGUUAAAAGUAAAGUAUUCAAACACACUGUUUGACUCUCGGGCUUUCAUGUUUGGCCCUGGAAAUAAUUUAAAGAAGCCAGAACAAGAACCAGAGAUCUACAGUGCUUUUGAAGAUGAGAAGCUAUUCAAGGAGAAAAGUAGCUUAAGUGAUAAAAUGUCAAUACCAAGUGAACAAGCAGACAGUCUAUCAUCAUCAGAAAGUUUUCAAAGACCAUCAUCAUCAACUACAUCAUAUUCACUGCCUGAGGAGAAUUUCACUACACCAUCUAACUUCAAGACACAUGCUAUGUUCUAUGGUGAAAAUGAUCCAGUGUUAGAUUUGGAACAGCAUGUUGCUGAAUUAAUUAACUCGCUGUUCUGGGUUGUUGAGUCCAAAAGACUGGAGAGGUCUAAAGAGAAAUUGGAGAAGGUGUCUUUGUUGUUAGCACCAUUUGAAAAGAGAGACUUUGUUGGUCUUGACAUGGAAUCCCGCAAUAAUAAAAAGCGAUGUAUGGGCCGAGUAACAAAGAAUCUCGCAGAUUUAACUUUACAAUCUGGCUUGGUAGCAGAAUCAUUGACUCAGUAUCAUUCUUCGGCGGAAAUAUUGAAAUCUGUUAAUGAUUGGCUUUGGUUGGCUGCUGCUAAAGAAGGUCACUGUGCUGCAUCCGCUAUACUAAUUUAUCCGAAUUUGCGUAAUUCAACACCGUUACAACGCAACGCUAGUUUGCAAGAGAACUCACCGCUAAAAUUGAAGUCACUAUCGCUAUACCAAUCAAAUGAUCCAUUCAGGAAAUUCAAGAUGGGUUCACCCCAAAAGUCCAAAGUUUCAAGUCCUGUUAAUCCACCGAGUGAGUUAACGCCAUCGUCAUCUGAGAGCAUCGAAACCUCAUCAAGACAAUCGGAAUCCGAGAUUGCCGAUACUGAGUCGUUGUCGAGCGAUAUUGAAUAUCAAAGAUCGUUUUUGACACCUGACUUACCAUCUAUACCGAGGCAGCCUCAGUCACAACUGCACAACCAGUACUUACUCAGUAAUGAAGAUAUAGCAGAAAAAUACCGAAAAGCGAUUAUCCACUACAGCAAGUAUCAAAAUGCUGGUAUAAUCGAAACGGAAGCUUGCUUCAAAGCAGCGAGGAUAGCUGUGGAGCAGAACAACAGUCUGAUUGCAUCUGGCUUUCUGCAGAAUGUUAUGUUUAUUAAUCUGACUCUGAGUGAGCAGGAAAAGAUACAGAGAUUUGAUACUCUCGCUGAACUUUAUAAGGAAAUUGGUUUCCUUCGCAAAGCUGCCUUCUGCCAACGUCUUGCAGCCACACGCCAUGUCAGCGUUAAUAAUCCGAAUCCGGAUUGGAGAAGAUGCUACUAUCUUAUGCUGCACAGCUUCCCAGGACACAAGCUCAGUUUGGAUCCCAAUUAUGUUAUCCAGCAUCAAGUUGGCUGGCCUGUGCUUCAAAUCCAACUACUUCAAGAGGUUGUGGUGGCAGCCAAACGCAUGGUGCAUCCCGCUCUAGCCACGAGACACAUGACCUUCCUUCUGCAAACAAUGUGGCCGCAUCUCACCAAACAUGAACAACGUGACCUUGCUAUACAGCUACAGGCAUUAUCUGCACAAUGCGAGGGUGGUCCAGUUCCGCUAGUUCUCGAAACAGGGGAAGUUAUCCCCCCAGCUAACCUCACCCACGUGCCUCACUGCUCUCACUUUACUCCACGACCACUUCCUCCCGCAAGAACCCCUCACCUCAUCAAAUUGAAACCGCAGCAGGGACCAUUCAUAUUCACGCCGAUACAUUUUGGGAGUUUAGAGAGGAAAUCUAAGAAAGACGAGGGAAAAAUGGAAUACCUGUGGGUCGAAGACGACAUCUGUGAAGUCCAAAUGAAGUUAACAAACCCCCUUCCAUUUGAACUAAAAGUAUCCAACAUGCGCCUUCUUACGUCCGGCAUAGUAUUUGAAUCUAUUCCUGAGACAAUAAUACUGCCUCCAGAUUCACCUACGACAGUAAAUCUUCACGGGACACCUAAGGAAGUUGGAGAACUACAAAUAUUAGGAUACUCCACUCAUACACUGGGUGUAAAAUCUAACUGUCGCCUAAAAAAUAUGCCAAUGCCGAAUAAAUUCCCUGCUUCGUUUACUCUUGAAGUCAUCCCUAGUUUACCAACUAUCACCAUCGAAACUGAAGUCGCAGUGUCUGGCAAUCUUAUGUCCAAUUUGGAAUCUUCUGGAAGUGUUACUAAUAUCUCGUUAUACAACGGUGAAAGCACAGAGUGUGUAAUUAAAAUAACCAAUACGAGUAACGUGCCUAUUGAAUACUUGGAUCUCUCUAUUCAGUCGAAUAUGGAUAGCCAAUUGCAAACAAAGGUAUUUCAGUGGAAUAACGACGACCUACAAUCCCAAUUACCCAUAAAACCGAACAAUACAGCAUCAAUUGUUAUGAAUUUAUAUGGAGAAGCAGAUUUUUUGGAUUUAGGUGGAUGUGACAAUUUAUUCCCGAACAGUCUAACUUCGAAUUAUCCUUCGAGAGUUGGGUCUCCAGUGCCCAAUGCGCAUGCGUCGUUGCCUACUCAGAGCUCUAACCCACAGAAUUCUUUAAGCAGUGGUCUUCUUAAUAGAACGUCUGGUAGUUUUAGGUCUACAAACUCCCAAACAACGAGCUGGUCAGCGCCUCUUUCUGUCAUGCCACCGUCGCGAGGACGACAAAUUGAGGCUCAGUUUCUCUUACGAUACUCCGGCGGAGGAGACGCAGAACAUUGUCGCCAAUCGACGCUACAAGUGAACUUGGAAUUGCUACCUAGUGUAUCCAUCACGCACUGGGACGUUUUACCAGCUGAAAUCCCUAGUCAACUGUACCUAGUGUUGGACGUCACCAACUUGACAUCUGAAGAAAUAGACCUACACUAUACAGAAAAUAAGCACAUUCUGAUUGAAGGCAAGGAGUCUUGCCGAGUGCCCGUACCUCUGGAUAGGUGUCCCUUCAAUGUGACUCCUAAAUCAAAUAAUGAAGAUACAACAGAAAUCCGAUCGAUAAGCACAGGAUCUUCAAACAGCUUGGAGUUGAUGUGUUCAGAGCAUAUAACACAGAAUGUCAAACUACGUUGGAAUCUCUUACAGUCCAACAUAAGCGGUCGAGCUUCAGUCAAAGGCAUCACGUUAUCGCAGGCCAUGAUCUAUAUUGUUAGGAUGUCCCCGCUUAAUUGGGAAGUGAGUAUAAACAAACAAUGCAUGAAACCUCAAGAAGAGUACAGCUGCAACGCCGGCGAGUGCCUCUCCCUCGGCGUGUCCAUAGGGAACCAUCUUGCACGGCCUUUGCAUAAGCUAUGCCUGUCUGUGCAAUUUUAUCAGGACUAUAACAACGGUGUGCUCAACUAUAAGCUGGAGAACUCUGUCGCUACAGCUGGGAACAAUAAAGUCGUAUUGACAACGUUAGAGGAAACAGCCAAAGCAUAUCAUGAGUGUACGGUCGUGUUUUUGACUCCUGGUGAGUUCAAAAUUGACAUCCAGUGUUCAACCACGGAGCCCAUAUCCGAGGAUCCGAUUAAGGAAGAAAAUUCGUCUAUUAUUCAACCGUGUGCUGGAGAGAUUAGUCAUGUCUGGAGAUUCAUACCCCCCGUUGCUAUUAGUGUUACGGAUUAG
Molecule: messenger RNA, 3960 nt
Organism: Leptosia nina
Lineage: Eukaryota; Metazoa; Arthropoda; Insecta; Lepidoptera; Pieridae
Source: the annotation of a GenBank genome assembly